Messenger RNA from Aspergillus pseudotamarii, 2051 nucleotides. Its product is annotated as actin-related protein 3. Gene Ontology annotation, molecular function: actin filament binding. Gene Ontology annotation, biological process: Arp2/3 complex-mediated actin nucleation. The record is from RefSeq and is a predicted model, not a curated record. Lineage: Eukaryota; Fungi; Ascomycota; Eurotiomycetes; Eurotiales; Aspergillaceae. The transcript has 4 exons. Gene Ontology annotation, cellular component: actin cortical patch; Arp2/3 protein complex. Bases 204 to 1505 code for a protein of 433 amino acids.
CCCGCCUCUCCGUCCUUUCCUCCCCUCCUCCGCUAUUGGAACGACUCUCUCCCUAUUCCAGUACCCACUAUACUUCCUCUUCCAUUUUAUUAUCUGCUUCCUUGUUUCCCAAUUAUUCCCCAACCCGACCGGUAGCAGGUUAUUCUAAUCACGACUUGGGAGAAAGGGGGAACUGUGGACGUGUGUGUUCCAGCUCAUCCGUCAUGGCGUCCCAAACCCCAGCCGUUGUCAUGGACAACGGUACUGGAUACUCUAAGUUAGGUUUUGCCGGUAACGACUCGCCUUCAUUUGUCUUCCCUACCGCAAUUGCUACCAAAUCUGGUGCUGGAAGCACCAAGCCUCCUGUUGCGAACAAACCCGGGUUCUUGUCUGCAGGUGGUGGGGCAAGCUCACACUUGUCUUCGAAGCGUGGGACAGAAGACCUGGAUUUCUUCAUCGGCGAUGAAGCUCUAGCUGCUGCCAAUGGUCCCGGAUAUGGAAUCAAUUACCCCAUCCGACAUGGUCAGAUUGAGAAUUGGGAUCACAUGGAACGGUUCUGGUCGAACUCGAUCUUCAAGUACCUGCGCGUCGAGCCGGAGGACCACUACUUUUUACUCACUGAACCUCCCCUGAACCCUCCCGAGAACCGUGAGAACACUGCGGAGAUCAUGUUCGAGUCGUUCAACUGCGCUGGUCUUUACAUUGCGGUUCAAGCCGUGCUUGCCCUCGCUGCCUCGUGGACUUCUUCUAAAGUGACCGAUCGAUCCCUUACAGGAACCGUUAUUGACUCGGGUGAUGGUGUUACCCAUGUCAUUCCCGUUGCGGAAGGCUACGUCAUCGGAUCCUCUAUCAAAAGCAUACCCAUUGCCGGUCGAGACAUCACGUAUUUCGUACAAAGUUUGCUUCGUGACCGAGGCGAGCCCGAUAGCAGCUUAAAGACUGCCGAGAAGGUCAAGGAGGAAUAUUGUUACGUGUGUCCGGACAUUGUCAAGGAAUUUGCCCGCUAUGAUCGCGAGCCGGAUCGACUUCUCAAGCAUACCGUCACCUCGCCCAACGGCCGGUCCGUGAACAUCGAUGUCGGAUAUGAGCGUUUCCUUGCUCCCGAGAUCUUCUUCAACCCUGAAAUCUACUCUUCCGACUUUCUGACUCCCCUGCCCAAUGUCGUCGACGGUGUCAUCCAGUCCUCUCCUAUCGAUGUUCGGAGAGGCCUUUAUAAGAACAUUGUCUUGUCCGGAGGAUCUACGCUAUACAAAGACUUUGGUCGGCGUUUGCAGCGUGAUAUCAGGCACCUGGUCGAUGCUCGCAUUCGCGCGUCCGAAGCUCGCAGUGGUGGCGCCAGGAGUGGUGGUUUGGAUGUGGCCGUUGUGACGCACAAGAGGCAGAGACAUGGUCCAUGGUUUGGAGGUAGCUUGUUGGGUCAGACCCCGGAGUUCCGCAGCUACUGCCACACCAAGGCAGAGUACGAUGAGAUAGGCCCCAGCAUUGUCCGGAGGUUUGCCCUUCUCGGAGGGCCGGGCAGCUCGUAAAUAGAGGAGAUUAGUUGUCAGUGUGUCCAUUAGCUCUUUGUCAAUAGUUUUCUUUUCUUUUACGAUGUUCCACAGCCCAUCUCAAUCUGACGCUGCGCGUUUUCAUGUAGCUGGAUAGACCAGAGGGCAAAGUCCCGACCUGAUGCUCACCCCCAAUGUAUAUACAUAUACACCUGACCCUCAUGAGGGAGCCUUUUUUCUGGAUACUCACGUAUGAAUAAAAGUGAAAACGUCCAACGUCUACCACUGCCUGGUACCUCCUCCCACGACGACCUAGCUUCAACAUUUCGCCAUCGCCAAAGUCAAGAACAGUGGGCUGUAAAGAGAGCAAUGUAAAGAGCAUUUAAGCAUUGGAAAAAUUCACCGCAACGAACUUAACGUUAUCUGCCUAUCUAUACCGACAAUCCGCAGAAUACUACCGACAGCCCAUUUACAUCACCCGGUACAUACCCCGUAAGUUAAGCUGUUACAGUAAAUGGGCUGUUCGUACUUAGUAAUAUCUCUUCACAUGCGUGUAUUAGAUGAGGUCUCACACUGAAAUGAAAC